Fomitopsis serialis is the source of this 829-nucleotide messenger RNA. Its product is annotated as NAC domain-containing protein. Lineage: Eukaryota; Fungi; Basidiomycota; Agaricomycetes; Polyporales; Fomitopsidaceae. Gene Ontology annotation, biological process: protein targeting to membrane. The coding region runs from base 188 to 778 and encodes 196 amino acids. Gene Ontology annotation, cellular component: cytoplasm; nascent polypeptide-associated complex. The record is from RefSeq and is a predicted model, not a curated record. The transcript has 4 exons.
UCCAUCGCAUCGAGCUCGGCCCCCGACUUAUCCCAAAAGAAAAGAUCGCUGUGAGUCCGUCUUGCACGCCUCUGUCUCGUCUGUGCAGUUUCAGCGAGAAGCCGUCGCAUCUGACGAUGGAUGGCUCGCCUCUGACCUGGAUGUACCGCCGCGACACGCUCCGAGUCUGACGCGUCGCCUCCCCCAGAUGUCUGCCACCAUCGAAGAGGUCUCCUCCGACCACUCGGAGCACGAGCACGAUCACGACCAUGAUCACGACCACGACCACGACGACCCGACCUCGCAGGCUGCCCUCGACAAGAUCCAGUCGCGCUCCGAGCGCAAGGCGCGCAAGGCGCUGCUCGGCUUGGGCCUCAAGAAGGUGGAGGGCAUCACGCGGGUGACGCUCCGGAGGCCAAAAAACGUCCUGUUCGUGAUCGCCACCCCCGACGUGUACAAGUCGCCCAACAGCGACUGCUACAUCGUGUUCGGCGAGGCGAAGAUCGAGGACAUGAACCAGGCUGCCCAGCUCUCCGCCGCGCAGCAGCUCGCGAGCGGCGGCGCGGGCGUGCCCAGCCUCGACGCCUCCGGCGUGACUGGCGGCGACGAUGACGACGACGACGACAUCCCCGAGCUCGAGGAGGUGCAGGAGGAGGGUCCUGUGGACGAGACGGGCGUGGAGCCGAAGGACAUCGAGCUCGUCAUGCAGCAGGUCGGCUGCUCACGCGCGAAGGCCGUACGUGUGCUGAAGGAGAGCGGUGGCGAUCUCAUCAAUGCUAUCAUGGCGGCCAGCGAGUAGGCUCGGAUGCGUAGUUUGCUGUAUACUAUCCCGCAUUUACAUUGCUUUACA